This is a messenger RNA of Closterium sp. Naga37s-1, 3618 nucleotides long. NCBI's taxonomy places the organism in Eukaryota, Viridiplantae, Streptophyta, Zygnematophyceae, Desmidiales, Closteriaceae. The record is from the annotation of a GenBank genome assembly.
AUGAGCUGCUGCAUAAGCUCGUGCUUCCUUGCUUCCUCGCUUCUAAAGACAUCUCAAAGUCACCUGUUUCUGCACCCGUCGUACACGUGGCAGAGCGCGUUGAGCUGCUACAUAUCCUCUUCCUUCAUUGCUUCUUCGCUCCUCGCCCCGUGCCUCCAUCCCUUACAUUCUGUAACAGAGCGCGAUGAGUUGCAGCGAGACCUGGAGGGGAUGUGUUUGCAGCAGGUGGGGAGUGCCGGAGCCGAGGACGCCAUGGCUCGGAUGCAGGCCAGAAGGGUGGCCAACUUAGAAGCGGAGCUUGCCACGUGUCGCCACACGAUUGCGUCCCUGGAGAUGGAAAUUGCAGACGUUCGGCAUGAUUUGCAGGAUGCGGAGCAGAAGAAGGCAGGAGCAGCGGCCAUGUGGAAAGAGGAGCACAGCAAGCGGACAGCAGCGGAGGAGGAGGUGCGGUUUUACCAGCGGCAGGCGGCAGCAGCACUGGAGCAGCGGGACCAAGUGACUCUCGAGCUGGAGCAGCUGAGAACCGCCAAGGCGGAGGGAGAGGCGCGAGCCAAGGGGGAGAUAGAGCAGCUGCGGAAGGAGAAAGCGAGUGCUGCUGAGAAAAGCAGAGCCGAGAUUGAUAAGCUGAUGAAGGAGAAGUGGGAUUUGCUAGAGAGGGUGAAAGAGGCGGGUAGGCAUGCGGCGGCGUUGGUUAAGCAGCAGGAGCUGGGGGAUGAAAAGAUUGAGGAGGCGGAGAGGGGGAGGAGGGAGGCGGAUAGGGGAAGGGAGGAGGCGGAGAGGGAGAGGGAGGAGGAGAGGAGGGAGAGGGAGAGGGUGGAGGGGGAGAGGGAGGAGGAGAGGAGGGAGCGGGAGAGGGUGGAGAGGGAGAGGGAGGAGGAGAGGAGGGAGAGGGAGAGGGUGGAGAGGGAGGGGAAGGAGGAAGAGGGGAGGUUGAGGGAGGAAGUGAGGAGGGAGAGAGAGGAGGGAGCGAGGUUGAAAGAGGAGGUGGGGAGACUGAAGGAGGAGGUGGAGAGGAGGAGGAACGGUGCGAGGGAGUGGGAGGCGGUGGGGAGGGAAUCAGAGGGGCAGGUGACUCGUGCAAAAGCGGAAGCAGCAGCAUUGGCUGCAGCUGCUGCUGCUGCCGUGGAGGCAGAGAGAGAGAAAGGGGUGAGGGAGAGAGAAGAGAUGCAGAAACGACUGGUGGAAGUGCUGAGGCAGCUGCAGAGAGAGCGGGAGGAGAGGAGGAGGAGGGGAGGUGGAGGAGGAGAAACGGGAACGGCCAGAACGCCAAAGAACAUACCCCAAGGAAGGUUGGCUGAGGAAUGUUCCCCGAAGGAACCAGGCUCGGAUGAUCUGGAAAAGGAUUUCUUCUCUAGCAAGAGUUUCUUAGCUUAUGGCAAGGGCCAAACUUCGUAUGGGGCGUCUAGGGACCCGUAUGGGACGGCUAGGGAUCCGUAUGGGGAGGAGCCGACGGAGGAGAUGCUGUCUCAGGCGAUGAGGGAGAAGGUGCAGGCGCUCGUGAUGCUGGCCGCGGAGGAAGAGAGGCACCUGCGGGACUCGCAGCUGGUGGGGAGCCUGAGGGAGACCAUUGCUGGGCUGAACGCUACGUUGGGGCAGGUGAGAACUGCUGGGGUAGGGGAGGACUGGGGUAGAGUGACAGGGGCGAUGAGGGAGAAGGUGCAGGCGCUGGUGAUGCUGGCUGCAGAGGAAGAGAGGCAUUUGCGGCACUCGCAGCUGGUGGGGAGUCUGCGGGAGACGAUUUCUGGGCUGAAUUCUACCCUUGGCCAGGCGAGAACUGGGGUGACGGCAGAGAAGGUGAAGGCGCUGAUGCAGCUGGCGGACACGGCAGCAGAGGCGCAGCAACUGAGGGACGAGAUGGCAGCGCUGCAUCAGGAAGUGCGGAAGCGAGACGAGAUCAUCGCCAGAGACCCCUACCUCCCCCUACCUCCUUCUCUCCCUACCUCUCCCUGCCAACUUCCCACCACUCCCCCCUUCCCCACCUCACAACCCAGCUCCCUCCCCUGGCAGAGCGCGGAGACAGCAGGGGUGUGGUCCGCCGGGUCAGAGAGCACCAUGAUCCCCGCCCUCUGGUCCUCCUCGCCUUCCCACGACCCCUUUGACAGCAUCGCUGACCCUCUCCUCACCUCCCCUCCCCUCCCCCUCCAGCUCCCUCCCCUGGCAGAGCGCGGAGACAGCAGGAGUCUGGUCUGCCGGAGCGCGGAGACAGCAGGAGUCUGGUCUGCCGGGUCAGAGAGCACCAUGAUUCCCGCCCUCUGGUCCUCCUCAACCUCCCACGACCCGUUUGACAGCAGCGCUGGCUCGGAAUAUGGGGGGCUUGGAGGGGCAUGGGAGGGAGCAGGAGGCGGGGGCGGGGGGGGUGUGUAUGGCGGCAUGAUGGCUAUGGGAGGGGGGUUGCAGGGGCUGUACGGAGCAGCAGGAGGGGGAGGGGGAGGGGGAGGAGGAGGAGGAAUUGGGACAGGGGCUAUUGACGUGCCACACUUUGGAAUGGGCGGAGGAGGAGGAGGAGGGGGAGGAGGAGGGGGAACGGGGGGAGGAGCAGGCCCAGGGUCAGCAGGUGCAGCACCAGCAGGAUUCUCCAUCUUUGGUCUCUUUCGGGGCGUCGGGGGGAGGGGUACAGGGGGAGGCGCGACUGGGGCAGGCGGGGGAGGGGGAGGGGGAGGCGGAGGGGGAGGAAUAGGGGGAGGAGGGGGAAGCGGGGGAUCGGUGUAUCUGACGAAUGGGAGUAGCAGGGGGAGCACUCCUAGGGGCGAGAUGGAGAGGGAGAGAGAGAGGGUGACCCCAUCAGUGGUGGCGAGGCUGAGGGUGGAUAUAGCAGCUCUUGAAGAGGCUCUGGCAACGAUUGAGCAGAUUGCACAAACCUCUGCAGACAUGCGCUCGUCCCUGGCUCAGGGCCUGGAGCAGAUUCUUUCUUGCAACAAGACCAAAGACCCGAAGAAACCUGCUGCUAGGCCGACGACAUCCUCUCUCUCGCUCUUCUCACCCUCGUCCAAGGCCCACUUUCAAGGGCAAAGAAGGAUCAGUGGGCUUUCUUCCUCCUCCCCCUCUGGUCACUCCAGCCAAAGCAAACAGGGCCAUUUAGCCAUGCGCCAUCCAGCAGACAGUGCAGGUGCUUAUGCUCGUACUAUCCGGGAUUCUAAUGACGCAGGUGCUAUCACCUACAGUGGCAGCAGCAGCAGCAGCAGCAGCAGUAGUAGUAGCAGCAGCAGCAGCAACUCGGCUUCUGCCCCUGCAUCGAAUGAUUCGGCUAUUGUUGCAGCAGGUACGGUUACUGCUUGUUUGGUUACCGCCACUACCACCACCACAACCACCAUGACCACUACCACUGCCGCUGCUGCCGCGGGCACUGCUGUUACAGAGCUAAUUUUAGACAAGUCUUUUUGGGCCAAGGUAGAGUCUGUAGAGGAGGAAGCGCGGCAGAUGAGGAUAGUGUUUGGAGCAGCGGCACAUUUGCCAAUCAGUUGGAAUGCAGGGGGGUCGGGAGGAGGGCGGACGGGAGGGGGAAGGCAUGGGAUACCUGCUGAGAGGGCGGGAGAGGUUGUAGCCUCUGUUGGGCUGGAAAUUGCCGAGUUUGCCCUCGUGGUGGUGGGGUUGCUGCGGCCGGUACAGAAGGGUUAUUAG